Messenger RNA from Eutrema salsugineum, 1362 nucleotides. Its product is annotated as magnesium transporter MRS2-3. Gene Ontology annotation, biological process: magnesium ion transport. NCBI's taxonomy places the organism in Eukaryota, Viridiplantae, Streptophyta, Magnoliopsida, Brassicales, Brassicaceae. The transcript has 6 exons. Bases 1 to 1362 code for a protein of 453 amino acids. The record is from RefSeq and is a predicted model, not a curated record. Gene Ontology annotation, molecular function: magnesium ion transmembrane transporter activity.
AUGAGAGGUAUGAUUCAAGCAAAGCCAAACGCUGGCCAGCCGACACCGACGUACUCCACCGGUGGCGGCGGACGGAAGAAAGGCGUGUGCGUGAGGCCGUGGUUGGUGCUUUACUCAUCAGGGGACGAGCCGAAGUUGAUUGGGAAACACGACAUCAUGCGACGAACGGGUUUACCGGCGCGAGAUCUUCGGAUUCUAGAUCCACUGUUGUCGUAUCCAUCAUCUGUUUUGGGUAGAGAGAAAGCGAUCGUCGUCAACCUCGAGCAUAUUAAGACAAUCAUCACCCCGCAAGAGGUUUUCCUGCUUAACUCCGGUGAUCCUUUGGUGUCACCCUUUAAAUACGAGUUACAGAGGCGGAUUCUCUGCCACCAUCAUGUCUCUAAACCUCAGGAAGAGAACUCUGAGGGAGAGGCUCAUAUAUAUACGAGAAUAGAUCCUUCCCAAGGAGAAGCUGGAACGCCACAAUUGUUUGGAAACCAAGGGAGUGAUGUAGCCAAGAAAGAUGCGAAGCAAAGUCUUGAGAAUCAAGAUGGAUCAAAGGUUCUUCCGUUUGAGUUCGUUGCUUUGGAAGUCUGUCUUGAAUCUGCAUCCAGCAGUCUGGAACAAGAGGCCUUGAGAUUGGAGUUAGAGGCUCAUCUAGCCUUGGACAAACUUACUUCCAAGAUCAGUACCUUCAACUUGGAGCAGGUUCUACAGAUUAAAACCAGGCUGGUUAAUAUAACCGGACGUGUUCAGAAGGUUAGGGACGAACUAGAACAUCUUCUAGACAAUGAUGAAAAUAUGGCUCAGAUGUAUCUUACGGAGAAGCUAGCACAAGAAGUUGAGAAUUCAGAUCUUCUUGAAGGAGACGAGGAGGACAGGCUUGCAUCGGAGGCUAACAGAGAUGAAAGCUAUCUUAAAGCAAAUGAUGCUCACGAUCUUCUCACGAGUGAACUCAACGGAAACAGCCGUGGGACUCAUGCAAGCCCAACCCGGAGUGCCAUGAGCUACAAAUUCAAUAUUAAAGAGCUUGAAAUGCUUUUGGAACCAUAUUUCGUGCAGAUCGAUGGAACACUGAACAAACUAUCAACACUAAAGGAACAUGUGGAUGACACAGAGGACUACAUCAAGAUAAAGCAAGAUGGCGAACAGAAUCGUCUUUUGCAAAGUAAUGUGAAGGCAACAACAGCUACUCUGUUGCUUAAUGCCUUUAUAGUCGUUGCCGGAGUGUUCGGUAUGAAUAUAAGCAUAGAGCUGUUCAAAGAUGAGAAAAAUGGUCCAAUGAUAUUCCUUUGUAUUUCGCUUGGAUCUAUUUUUGGUUGGCUAUUCCUCUACGCUGUUAUCAUUCGCUGGUUUAAGUACAAGCGCUGGAUCAUUGAAUGA